Messenger RNA from Lethenteron reissneri (Far Eastern brook lamprey), 3205 nucleotides. RefSeq names its product prohibitin 2 (gene PHB2). NCBI's taxonomy places the organism in Eukaryota, Metazoa, Chordata, Hyperoartia, Petromyzontiformes, Petromyzontidae. Gene Ontology annotation, cellular component: membrane; mitochondrion. The record is from RefSeq and is a predicted model, not a curated record. Gene Ontology annotation, biological process: mitochondrion organization.
CCUGCCCCACGUGCUCUAAGGUCAUCCCCGCGACACGUGGUGCUGCGUGCGGCUGCUGCCACUGCUGCUGCUGCCACCGCCUCUCCCGAGACGCCGCAGAUCCCAAGACCUCGCUCACAAUGGCUCAGCAGCUCAAGGACAUCGCUGGGAAGAUGGGGGGCGCUCCUCGGGGUCUGGGCACGGGGCUGAAGCUGCUGAUCGGAGCAGGGGCCCUCGCCUACGCUGCUAAGGAGGCGACGUACACCGUGGAUGGUGGACAGCGUGCCAUCAUCUUCAGCCGCCUGGGAGGCAUUCAGGAGAAUACCAUCCUGGCCGAGGGGCUGCACUUCAGGAUUCCCUGGUUCCAUUAUCCGAUCAUUUACGACAUCCGAGCCAAGCCCAGGAAGAUUUCCUCGCCCACUGGAAGCAAAGACCUGCAGAUGGUGAACAUCACACUGCGCGUGCUGUCGAGGCCCGACGCCUUGAAGCUGCCGCGCAUGUUCCAGCAGCUGGGCCUGGACUACGAGGAGCGCGUGCUGCCCUCCAUCGUCAACGAGGUGCUCAAGAGCGUCGUCGCCAAGUUCAACGCCUCCCAGCUCAUCACGCAGCGAGCGCAGGUAUCCCUGCUGAUCCGCCGCGACCUCAAAGAACGUGCCAAGGACUUCAACAUCAUCCUCGACGACGUGGCCAUCACGGAGCUGAGCUUCAGCCGAGAGUACACGGCCGCCGUGGAGGCCAAGCAAGUCGCCCAGCAGGAGGCUCAGAGGGCUCAGUUCUUCGUGGAGAAGGCCAAGCAGGAGCAGAGGCAGAAGAUUGUGCAGGCGGAGGGAGAGGCUGAGUCGGCAAAAAUGAUCGGCGCGUCGCUGAGCCAGAACCCCGGCUACCUCAAGCUGAGACGCAUCCGCGCCGCUCAGAACAUCGCCAAGACGGUGGCUGCCUCCCAGAACAGGAUCUACCUGAACUCUGAGAGCCUCAUCCUCAACCUCCAGGAGGAGGGCUUCGACAAGUACGUGCCGUUCCGUCCCUGGGAUACAAACACAAAGAUCAACCCGUGUAGCCUUUCGCAGACUGUUGGGGCAAGUGCCCUCAGCGAGCAGCUAUGAAGGCCGGCACGGUACACGAGGGGGUCGGUGGCCAGCACCACGACUGGCCGCCUUUGUCUCCCCAGUGGCGAUGAUUUUACACAGUGCACCAGGUACUCAUUUGAGGCUGAGUCGACCUAGGGGAGGUCCCGGAUGGCACUGCACAGUCUCAGCAAUGGCGACUUCUCUUCCAGUAUUAUCACAGCGAUGCUGGAUGAGCCGUUCACGGUGUUUGUGGAGGAGCUCCUGCCUCUUAACACCAGGCGGCCAAGUGGGAUUUGCUCAAAUAGGGCUGUACCCUGACCAUUGAGACUAUUGAAGUCAAAACCCAUCCGGAGCUGGAAAAAGCUCUUGGCUAGUGGACCCAAAUGUCAUCAUCUUUUGGUUCAAAUGUGGUCUUCCUGGUUAGGUGGCAUGUUUAUAAAGGAUGUGAUUAACACGCAGCCCCUAACCUGUGAAACCGCACUUGCAUUACGAAUGUCGUGGCCCAGUGGUAGUGGGUUUGCUGUUUGUUGCAGAGGUCUGUUGUUCGAAGCCGGCGCCCACCCUGGUCAAUGCUGCGGUAUUAACCUGUAAAAUACGACAUGCCCGCUGCUUCAUAGUGGACAUCAAAGAUCCCCCGACGUCGGUCAAAACGAGUCGGCCAUUGUGUGCCGCUGCCACGGGACCACGUUUGAAAAAUGACCCACAAAUCACUCGCUUGGGAUUACGCACAGCAAUCUGAUGCUGCCCCCUUUCUGACACAGAAGUGUCCCGAUGGCAGGCCAGGCGCCAAAGUCGCCUUGCGCCCACCGGAAAAGUUGCCACUGGGGUGUGUCCUUUAAAAAAAAAGGUGACAUUUAAAUUGCUUAAUGUGUGUAAAGCCUACAUUCCACUAACUCCUACUGUGUUCUCUUUUCUGUUCCCUCCAUGGUGACCUUCGCGCUGGACACGAAUAGAGCGAGGUAAGUGGAGUGUCGUUAACCACAACUAUUGCCAACUCGCUCUCUCCAGCCAGUCCACGAAAUUAUGACACGGAAAAAUUUUUAUUCGACAAUUCAUUAUCUUCCCUUUGAAUCGUUUCUCUCGUAGAUGUUUUGCGCCAUUAGCAUACAUCUUAAGACCGUCAAGUCCAUUUGCGAGUGGGUAUAAAACAAGAUAAUCGAUUCUUACGCAAUUGAGUGCCUGCAUCGUGAGCAAUGAAGAGUCCACGUAUGCGUAGUUUCGUGCCUACAAACUGCACGGGCAUCCUUCGUCCGAUUUCGUCCUCCGUCAUGUGCCUGUUCCCUUUUCAAUCUUGUCAAAAAACCGUCAAGACUGCGGGGCUGGAGUGGGGGGGGGUAUGAACGGCUUGUUGAUGUCUUUGUUGUGUGUUUGCAGCAACUUCCUGUCGGUGAAAAAGAAGUGAGCCGAGUGAAUCGUUCCUCAUCCCAAGCCGACACAAGAGGAGGAAGAGAGGACACCUCGGGAGAGGCAGGGGGGGAAACGCAGCCUGCGGUUUUGUCAAUCGCCGUAAAAAAAGAAAAAGCUGCCUCUGUUAUGAGCCGCGCUCGUUGGCACUUGAACGAGAGGGUGAGAUUUGUCAUUUAAUUUGGUUCUCGCACAUUGGAUGAGUUCCGGGUUCGGGUCUGGUGUUACUUCGAAGCGCGCGUGCGUUCACUUGGGCACUUGGGCACUUGGGCUCCUGUUUCCCCACCAGGAUUUGUGACGGUGAUGAGGAUGAAUCCGUCAUGAUUCCAACUGCACUUCCUGGCAGGCCCGCAUGAUAUUAUUGGCAGGUGCUGGCAGGCCAUGUGGUGUUCACAAGGCAUUGUGACAUCAUAACGCCUGGGCACAUGAGCACUUACAUGUCCGUGUUGUCGGAUUGCCCAUUAUCGUGUUUAUCUAAUUAACCUCUCUGCGACUCAUCUAUUGGUGUGUCGCUCUCAAGAGCCAAACCUUCGCCCGCCCCACAGUUUAAGUCUGGAUUAAUCCAAUCGUGACUUUGCCAGUGUGGAAAUAAGUGGCCUAUGCUGCAAGUUGGACCUCUUCAUGCGACUGCAGAGAAACUGAUGCCCUGCUUAUGAGGGACAGGGCUAUGAGAUUAAGGUGAUGGGUAACCGCCCCUUGUGGUCAGUAUAAAUGUGAAAUGUUCAAGUUCCAAAUAAAAUAUGGCUUACACAUUC